AUGGCUGGGGGAAAGAACAGUACAACAAUUACAAAGUUCAUUCUCUUAGGAUUCUCUGAAUUUCCAAAGCUCACUGCUGUCCUCUUUUCAGUAUUCCUAGGGAUCUCCCUCAUGACAGUGUCCUGGAACAUGGGCCUUAUCAUGCUUAUCAGGAUGGACUCUCAUUUGCACACACCUAUGUACUUUUUUCUCAGUAACCUAUCCUUGCUGGACAUCUGCUAUGUUUCCACCAUAGCCCCCAGAAUGCUCUCUGAUUUCUUCAAGAAGUAUAAAUUCAUCUCCUUUAUGGGAUGCACCAUGCAAUACUUCUUCUCUAGCCUGGCUCUCACUGAGUGCUGUCUCCUGGCCGCCAUGGCUUAUGAUCACUAUGCUGCCAUUUGCAAUCCUCUCCUCUACACAGCCAUCAUGUCCCCCACCCUCUGUGUGCAGAUGGUGGCAGGAUCUUGUGUAACUGGAUUCUUUGGCUCAUUCAUUCAACUAUGUGCCUUAUUUCAGCUCCAUUUUUGUGGACAAAAUGUCACCAAUCAUUUCUUCUGUGACCUGCCCCAACUGCUAAUCUUAUCUUGCUCUGACACCUUUUUCUUUCAAGUCAUGACAUCUGUGCUCACAGUGAUCUUUGGGCUCACAUCUGUCCUGGUUAUUAUAAUAUCCUAUGGUUAUAUCAUUGCCACCAUUCUUAAGAUCACUUCAUCUGAAGGCAGGUCCAAGGCCUUCAAUACCCGUGCUUCUCACCUGACAGCAGUAACCCUCUUCUUUGGCUCAGGUAUCUUCAUUUAUAUGUAUCCUAAUUCUGGUGAUUCCCUGAGCCAAAACAAGUUGGUAUCUGUCUUAUACACUGUUAUAAUUUCCAUGCUAGAUCCACUGAUCUACAGUCUAAGGAACAAGGAAAUCCAAGAUUCCCUAAGCAGAUGGAGGAAGACAAUCUUUUCCUGGUGUUACUAA
Sus scrofa (pig) is the source of this 942-nucleotide messenger RNA. Its product is annotated as olfactory receptor 5AN6-like. Gene Ontology annotation, biological process: G protein-coupled receptor signaling pathway. The record is from RefSeq and is a predicted model, not a curated record. Gene Ontology annotation, cellular component: membrane. NCBI's taxonomy places the organism in Eukaryota, Metazoa, Chordata, Mammalia, Artiodactyla, Suidae. Gene Ontology annotation, molecular function: G protein-coupled receptor activity; olfactory receptor activity.